Colletotrichum phormii is the source of this 3471-nucleotide messenger RNA. RefSeq lists its product as uncharacterized. The record is from RefSeq and is a predicted model, not a curated record. Gene Ontology annotation, biological process: regulation of DNA-templated transcription. The transcript is spliced from 2 exons. NCBI's taxonomy places the organism in Eukaryota, Fungi, Ascomycota, Sordariomycetes, Glomerellales, Glomerellaceae. Gene Ontology annotation, molecular function: DNA-binding transcription factor activity; transcription cis-regulatory region binding. Gene Ontology annotation, cellular component: nucleus. The coding region runs from base 1 to 3471 and encodes 1156 amino acids.
AUGUUCAACUCCAUCUCGAGAAUCUUCAACAGAUACACGCCCACCAAGAACUCUUCACCUGGACCUACCAGACCGCAACGCGACGACAGCGAAGAUCGCAUAUUUCCAUCAACUGCGCCGGCCGAGCACCCCGACGGAAUUGACGAUAAACUGUUAGGAAGAAUGGCGAACGAGGACGAGGACGAGGACGAGGACGGCCUCGACGGCUUUAACGACUACGUCGACCCGUUUUCUUCCAUGGUCCCUUUCUCGACCCAAGCGGCCAAUGAUGGAGGUGCUGCGGACCCCGCGUAUGAGUCCGACGAGGACAAUAGCGUGAAGAAACGAAAGUCCAAGAAGUCCAAGAAGAGUAGCAACAAGAAGGACCGCAGCAAGAAGGGCAAAAGCAAGGCGACAGAUCCGGAACAGUCGGACGCAGACCCCUCAUCUUCCAUAUUCAGUGGCCAAAUUGGCAAUUCCAGCGACGCAGUGAAGGCCGACUACAAUGUUUCUCCUCCGUCUCAGCAGAAAAAGCGCAAGCGCGCAUCGGAUGAUCCCAGUGCGCCGGGCGCGUUGCAGGCGUCGGAUCGGAAAAAGAGGAGGAAGAAGAAGUCGCGUCCAUCAGUCGAGAAUGCCGAAGAUUUCGACAUGGAGGACGCGCAGUCCGAAGAUGUCGUGCCUGAGUCGCCCGAGGGCAUCAACAUUGCCCAACCCAUCGUUCACAGCCCUGCCUCUGAGCCCGAUCCUCUCGAGAUCAAGUACGAGUCACAGCAGUCGCAACUCCUCGGCGUCCCCAGACCGUUCUUCACUCAACCUUCCGGCACGCCUCUGUUACCGAGUCCAGAUGAUGAUGUAUCCGAUGAUGGCCAGAAUGGCCCGGCGUCUUCACCUAGUGUUGCAGCUCAGAGGCGCAGGAGCAUGUCACGGGGAUCUCAGAUUUCAUCCCUGAGACAGAGUCUUGCCAAGGAGGCCGCAGCUCAACCGCACGAUACGACACAAGCGGUGGAACCUGCUGACGAAGUUAUGGAGGAGGACGAAGACGACGACGCACAGUCUGAUGAUGGAUCCCUGGCCGAUGGUCUCCCCCCGUCAUCUCAGGCCCCGAGAAAAAGCCCGACAAGCACACGCAGUAGCAGUGAAGAGAUUGAGGUUGCUCCCACCCCUCAGCUGCCGAUCAAAACUUUCCGCGAUGCACUACGGGGCUCAGCCAAGAAGCUCACCACUUAUUCCAAGAAGGAUGCAGCUGUCGAGAACUCCGCCACAACGCCCAGAGCUACUCGACGUCGCAAUGCCCAGCCAGACGAAGGACAGCCCUUUGAUGUUGACAACUUGCCUAGCUCAGCUCAGAAGUCUACCCGCUCCACGGCGUCCAAGAAGCAGCGCUCUAAACCGGACUUCUUCGAAAAGUCAACAUCCGCCCAAGAGACACCGGAGUAUCUCGAGGUGGCAGGAAGCGCGGCUGGUGCGAUUCAAGAGGCCGCCGAGGAUCAGGAGCCCGAAGUCGAAGAGGCUCCAGUCAAGAAGCCAGCAUCGACUAAGAAGGCAAAGCCUCAAAUGAAGCUCAAGAAACCUAAACGGACAGCUGCCUCCAGCACUCCCGCAACCGUCACACCCAAGCCAGCAAAGACUAAAACGCCAAAGAAGGCUGCACAGCCCAAAGGAGCACCUCAGGGACCACCCGAGUUUAUCGCUGGCCAAUUCUCCCUUGAAGAGAUGCGCAAGCUCAGGGAAAUUGUCGAGAAAUAUCGCGAUGAGAACGACCUGACGCAGGAAGAGAUGAACAACCUUAUCCAGAUGAAACAGCGCAGAAAGCCGUGCAAAACGGCCAUCCCAUAUGACAGCGAUAAAUUUCUCCACUUGUGGAAUUACAUUUGUGCCGCUCUGCCUGACCGGCGUCGCCAGAAAACCAUCGAUGUUGCUCGCCAGAAUUUUCACAACUUCAAAGCCCGCGGAGGAGGAUGGACUGCUAAAGAAGAUGUCAAGCUGGCGAUGCUAUACGCCAAACACGGCAGUUGCUGGACCAAGAUUGCGGAAGAGCUGGGCCGCUAUGACAAAGACGUUCGCGACCGCUACCGGAACUAUGUCAUUUGUGGCCGCACGGAAGGCCGCACGUACUGGACCGAAGAAGAAGAGAAAGAAUUGGUUGAGCAUGUCAUCACCUUGCUUAGACGGACUGACCGAUCACCUUCCAAAAUUCAAGAGCCUUACGAACCCUUCAUCAACUGGCAGACGGUCAGUGAGCUGAUGGGCCACAAGCGCUCUCGCCUGCAAUGCAUGAGAAAAUUCAAGAGCCUCAACGUGGAACUUGCUCCCAGCGAUGUUCUGAGGUCUUCGCGUCCAGCCUCAAAGGUCACCUGGACAUUGGAGAAGGCCCGCAAGCAGAUCCAGGAAAUGGCGCCUGAAGAUAAAUACGAAUUGGUCCGGGCUAUUCUCGCAGGAGGCGCUAGUCGCGAUCGAUUGAUCAAGUGGACCAAGCUCGCCAACUUGGAAUUUCGCAGGAAGUGGUCCAAGAAGACUCUACAGGUGUUGUGGUAUCGUCUAAGACAGCUCGUUCCCGAUGAAAAGGAGAAGUCAGUUAGAGACUGCGCCCGUUGGUUGCUGGAGGAUGCCAAAGCGAGCGCCCCCCGGGGUGCCAAGAUUCUCAGUGGAGGGGAUGACAACUACGAUACUGAGGACGAGAUGGCUGUUGUUGAACCUCCCAAAAAAGCCAUGCGUCGAAAGAGCUUGAAGAAGAACGAGCCACGCAGCGCUGAACUUGUGGUUGAUAGCGAUGUGGCUUCUGACGACGACAACAACAACAACCAAGACGAUGACGACGUCUCUGAAGCCGACGAGGAAGACGAGACCCGGCUUACGGAACUUGAAUCUCCGUCUACAGAGCAGUCACCGUUGGCCGCAUCAGCACAAUCGAAUCGACUCUCGACCGAUUCCAUAUCCAACGCUCUCUCUGCGUCUCCGUCUCUCCAACCUGCUGGCGUUUCCAGACUUCUCCCAGCCGAGGCGGAAGACGCCAGGCCCAGCCCAGCUAAGAAACGCGUCAGGCUUUCUGGGGGUACUUCAUCUAGACAACGGUCUACGGAGAAUGACGGCAGUUCACCAGAACCAGUCGCCUCACAAUAUGCGGCCGAGAAGAUUCCCGAUCGCCUCAAGGAGAAGAGAGAAAAGGCCAAGAGGCGCAUUUCUUCCGGGAAUAGACUUCGAUCAGCGGCAUCAGCAUCACUGCAACCGGAGUCGGUGCAGAACAGCGAUGUUGACGAAGACAUGCCACCGAUUCGCGUCCCGCCUUCGACAGCACCCGCAUCUGUUAAGAGCAGAAAAGCGGACAGACGGCUGGGCGAUUGGGCCAGGAAGACUGGAGGCCCCGAGCCGCCAGGCGUGCCAGCACCAAUCAGCGACGAAAACGACGAAAGCAUGUCGCCGGCUCCCGCUCCGCCCUCGACCGCACCCACGAGUCUUAAGGGGAGAAAGAGACUGAACAGAAUGAAGGCCUAA